UAAACAAAAAACAACAAAAAUGGUGCAUUCAGUUGAUGUUGCGACGAUAGCCGGAACAAGUGAAAUGGACCAAACAAAACGCACAAAGCCUUCCACAUUGCGACGCACACUAAAUGCGCUGCGUCAUCGUUUAACACGUCGCAGUCGUACCAAGCCGCCCGAYUGGUUUCUUGAGAAAUUCUCCAAUACAAAUAAUGUAGAUAAAAUUGGCAAGACUACAACGGCUACAACAACAGCCGCAGUUGCGGCUAGCGAAGAAGGCGCAAGUGGACCAACACCGGCGAAUACGGCGCCAGCCGAUGAGGGUCUAUCCAGUGAAAUWCGUGGCUCAAGUCGACUGUGUAAUCGRCUAUCGGUGAACCCGACACUCCAGUCACAUUACAGGUGGCUUGGUAUUGUAUCGUUGGCUGUUCUCUAUAACAUAAUCUUUGUGGUGGGUCGUUCCGUCUUCUGGGAGAUAAAUCAUCGUGCUCCAACGGUAUGGUACUUCCUGGAUUAUUUAUGUGAUUGCAUAUAUUUAGUCGAUACACUAGUACAUAUGCAUGAGGGUUACUUGGAUCAGGGUCUGCUGGUGCGCGAUGCUUACAAAUUACGACGUCAUUACUUUCACACCAAAGGUUGGUCCAUCGACGUGCUGUCAAUGCUGCCAACCGAUCUCGCCUAUAUAUGGUGGUCGCCGAGCUCUUGUAGUGCCGGUGGCUUACCUUGUCCCGUGAUAGUGCGCUUAAAUCGUUUGUUACGUGCCCCUCGYCUCUGGGAGUGGUUCGACCGUACCGAAACGGCGACGGGUUAUCCGAAUGCUUUUCGUAUUUGUAAAGUGGUGCUCGCUAUUUUAGUGUUGAUACACUGGAAUGCCUGCAUGUAUUUUGCAAUUAGUUAUUAUCUCGGUUUUGGUUCGGACAACUGGGUAUAUAAUUUGAAUGGUCCAAGGAAUAGUACAUUGCAGAGACAAUACAUUUAUAGCUUUUAUUGGUCUACAUUGACAUUGACGACGAUCGGUGAGACUCCAACGCCAGAAAAUGAUGCGGAAUACUUGUUUGUGGUGGCAGACUUUCUGGCAGGCGUGCUGAUCUUCGCUACAAUUGUAGGUAACAUUGGUUCGAUGAUUUCCAAUAUGAAUGUGGCACGUGUCGAGUUUCAAAACCGCAUGGACGGUGUCAAACAGUACAUGGCCUUCCGGAAGGUUGGCCAUGAGUUGGAGGCGCGUGUAAUACGUUGGUUUGCCUACACUUGGUCCCAGAGUGGAGCGCUCGACGAGGAACGCGUGCUGGCCGCACUACCGGAUAAACUGAAAGCGGAGAUUGCCAUACAAGUGCACAUGGACACACUAAAACAGGUGCGCAUUUUCCACGACUGCGAACCGGGACUACUGGAGGCACUUGUGCUGAAACUAAAACUGCAAGUCUUCAGUCCCGGCGACUAUAUUUGUCGUAAGGGCGAUGUCGGCAAAGAAAUGUAUAUAGUGAAACGAGGCAAAUUGUCGGUGGUCGCAGACGAUGGCGUCACAGUGUUUGCAACACUUGGCGCCGGCUCAGUUUUCGGUGAGGUGUCAGUGUUGGAAAUAGCAGGAAAUCGCACCGGUAAUCGACGUACAGCGAAUGUACGUUCACUAGGCUAUUCGGAUCUCUUUUGUUUGGCGAAACGUGAUUUAUGGGAAACGCUGUCCGAUUAUCCGGAAGCGCGUGCCACACUCACGGAACGCGGCUGUCAGCUGUUGCGUAAAGAUGGUCUACUGGACGAGAGCGUUUUUGCGGAUUCACAACGCGCGCACGACAGCAUCGAGUGCGGCAUCGAAAAGUUAGAGAUGUCCGUGGAGAAUUUAAAUGUGCGGUUGGCACGCUUACUUGCCGAGUACACAGCCAGUCAGGCGAAACUGAAGCAACGGCUGGCGAAACUGGAAUCAAACUAUCAAUUAACCCACAACUCUAACGCCGGCAUCAGCGUCGUCGAACCGCAGGCACGUCCACGCAGCGGGCGUCUCUACUCGCUGCAACUGAAGAAGCGUACGCGGCAAAAACAUCUAACGGCAUUCACGAAAUCCAACGAGAGCAGCAAACAGAACACGCUGUAAGCGUGCCACGUUGUUGCAUAAGUGAUGCUGGCAAUGCCAAAGCCAAUGCCCGSCAAGRCCAACAACAAUGGGCAGCAAAUAAGCCAAAUAAAUGGAAUUUCAUUGCAAGCCGGAAGAAAAAUUGCGGGGGCCCAAUAACUAAGUGCAGAGGCAAUGCUGGCAAAAGCCACGCGAAGCGUAAGUGGCACAAAUUUAUACGUGAAUGUAUGCGUGCGUGUGUGUCCACCCACCGUUUGUCCUUCGAAUGUGGCUUUGAUGCGCUUUGUUGUUUGUUUGCCGAAGUUGUCGACUUGUCAGCUUUUAUUUUCACGAAGUGAAGCCAAAUGCAGUURUCCGUUGGUCCACUAUUACGCAAGGCAACGCCAACAACCAAACAGCCACCUUCCCACUCUUCAGUCAACUUGUACGUGCCGAUGCUCUGAGAUGCGAUACUAAAUGGUGAUAAAUGAAUUGAAAUUCA
Molecule: messenger RNA, 2531 nt
Organism: Bactrocera latifrons
Lineage: Eukaryota; Metazoa; Arthropoda; Insecta; Diptera; Tephritidae
Gene: CngA
Product: cyclic nucleotide-gated cation channel subunit A
Exons: 7
Coding region: 20-2071 (683 amino acids)
Biological process (GO): monoatomic cation transmembrane transport
Cellular component (GO): intracellular cyclic nucleotide activated cation channel complex; plasma membrane
Molecular function (GO): cGMP binding; intracellularly cAMP-activated cation channel activity; intracellularly cGMP-activated cation channel activity
Source: RefSeq, a predicted model, not a curated record